CUUAAAUGUCCACUCCAAAGCUAACUAAAAGGAGCUCAAAGAACCGUGCGCAGCUGAAGUCUCCUAACGUCUGAGCCGUUGACAGCAGCAGCCCGCCCCGCGUGAGCUAACGUCGCUAACCACUAACAUUAGCCUGGUGUCAAAAUGAACGACCAAUAUUCACUUAAUAAUAUUGACAGCCUCCUCUUUCAGUUCGCUCUUCAAACUCGGGAGCUUUCCCAAAAGAAGAAUGAAAUCGAACAACAAAUUAAAGUUUGCAGAGCUGACACUGCUGAGAGGAGGUCUUGCCUUCAAACAAUCCACAGUGAAAUCCAGAAACUUGAGGAGGGAAUCAGGGUGAAGCAGAGCACUGUGAUACAUAAUAAGGCUAAUGCUAAAAGCAUGAAGGCAACUAACAGCCUGCUUCUUCAGUAUGAGCAGUCACUCAAAACAGAACUGGAGAACGGAAAAGACAGCUAUAACCGUGACAUAGAGGUCUACGAACAGAGAAUUGCAAGUUACAGGAAGAUAUUCCAGUCACACAAAGAAUAUUAUUGCCAAAAUCCUCUUGCUCAAAUACUCCUUGGGCUGCGGGCUGAAAUAGAAGAGAUUGAGUCUAGGAUCAUGGCUUGUGAUGAUCAAAUAACAAUGAAACAGAAGCAGCUGGACCAUCUCACUGGUCCAGUAAUUGAUUCUUCUUCCCCUGAGAAAUUACCAGACAGUGUUUCUGACCAGCAUCCCAUAGCACAAGCAGAGAAACAAUUAGAUCCUCAGGCAGAGGAUGAGAGUUCUUCCAUUGACAUCUCCUCUCUUCAUCUCAACCAGACAAAGUCUGGCCAUAAAGCGUCAGUAGAGGCAAAUGAUGAAGACUUUUCUGAGGAAAAUGAGGUCCAGUAUACGACGACCUGCAGCUCUUCCCCAGAGAAAGACAACGAUGAGCUGUGGUCAUCUCAUCCAUUGGAUGAACAAAUACCGCAAGAUGAGAUGCACACUGAGGAGCAGGAAACUGGACGAGAGGAUCAGGUCUUGCAAAUCUAUGUGUCGGAUGUGGAGGAAGGAGUGGAGGCUGAUGUGGGGAAAGAGGACGCUUCAUAUGAAGAGCAGCCACUGAGCGACAAUGAGGACCUUGGUGCUUUCCAUCAGACAUCUAAAGAGACGCAUCCUCAGUCCUCCGUGGCAGAAAGGACAGCUGUGUUUUCUACCCCAGCGUUCCCAUUUAACUUUAGCCCUACCGCCUCCCCACAGCCAGGCUCCACUGACACCAAAUCUCCAGCUUUCCUGUUCUCUCUGCACUCUGACCCCAGCACCACAGGCUUCUCUGGGUUUGGAUUUGACGUGGGCAUGUCACAGGAAGAGGACUCAUCUUUCGCUUUCACCAGCCCUUUUUUUAAUGAAAAGAAAACCACAGAAACAAAGUCUGCACCUGGUCCCGAGUUUCUGUUCGGCCAACCAGAGCAAAGUGAAGACUUCCAUUUUGGCUUCAGCUCCAACAGCCCUCAGACAACGAACAAAAAUACAACCAGGGAUGAGUUUCCGUUCUCAUUUAACUUUUGAGAUGUGUAGCAACAACAUUUAAAUACUGAAAAUGGUGUUUCUGAGAACACUUUGUUACCCGUUUUCUUCUGUAAUGUUCUUCUAUUGUUUUUAAUUAAGCUUAGGGAAAGGUUUAUGGUUUAACACCACCACGUUAAAUGGUAUGUCAUUUUUUUUAUUUUUUUUAAUGCAACUUAAAACCUUAUUUUAAUAACUAUU
This is a messenger RNA of Gymnodraco acuticeps, 1731 nucleotides long. RefSeq names its product protein SIX6OS1. NCBI's taxonomy places the organism in Eukaryota, Metazoa, Chordata, Actinopteri, Perciformes, Bathydraconidae. Gene Ontology annotation, cellular component: central element. Bases 145 to 1533 code for a protein of 462 amino acids. The transcript is spliced from 15 exons. The record is from RefSeq and is a predicted model, not a curated record. Gene Ontology annotation, biological process: homologous chromosome pairing at meiosis; meiotic DNA double-strand break processing involved in reciprocal meiotic recombination; spermatogenesis.